AGGCCCGACACUACCAGUCUCAUAGAGGACUUUGACAAAAAGCACUUGAUCCUGCUUUGAGAUGGAAGGAUACUUACAGGCUUUUUAAGAAUCAUUGAUCAAUUCGCUUAGUGCUACAUCAGACUGUGGAGCGUAUUCACGUGGGCAAAAAAUAUGGUGAUAUUCCUCUAGGGAUUUAUGUGGUUGGAGGAGAAAAUGUGGUCCUACUAGGAGAAAUAGACUUGGAAAAGGAGAGUAACAUACCCCUCCAGCGAGUGUCUGUUGAAGAAAUCCUAGAAGAACAAAGAGUGGAACAGCAGAGAAGCUGAAAGUUCAGGCUCUUAAGGAUCAAGGUCUUUACAUUCCUGGAGCAGAUAUUUUUGGCCAUUUCUGAGCGGUAGUGGUAUCAAGUAUUCCAUUGAACAACCAGUCCCAAAAUUCUGUGAUCAGAUUCUGUGUUUCGUGUGGUAAUAGAUGCAUAUUAUUUCUUUUAUUUUAAAGAAAUGAGUGUAACUAGUAUUGCAUUGAGAGUUGAAACCUGGCUUUUAGCCACAUGGCAUGUUAAAGUACCUCUCAUGUGGCUAGAAGCUUGUAUUAACUGGAUCCAAGAAGAAAAUAAUAAUGUUAAUUUGAGUCAGGCCCAAAUGAAUAAACAAGUGUUUGAGCAAUGGCUCCUUACUGAUCUGAGAGAUUUGGAGCAUCCUCUUUUACCUGAUGGCAUUUUAGAAAUUCCAGAAGGAGAACUGAAUGGAUUUUAUGCUCUGCAGAUUAAUUCCUUGGUUGAUGUAAGUCAACCUGCAUAUUCCCAGAUACAGAAAUUGAGAGGAAAGAAUACAAAGAAUGAUCUAGUUACAGCAGAGACACAAGUAACCCCAAAGCCUUGGGAAGCAAAGCCUUCACGAAUGUUGAUGCUACAGCUAACUGAUGGAAUUGUACAGAUGCAGGGAAUGGAGUAUCAGUCUAUUCCAGCUCUUCGUAAUGACCUUCCUCCAGGUACAAAAAUUUUGAUUUAUGGAAACAUUUCUUUCCGUCUUGGUGUUCUCUUAUUGAAACCAGAAAAUGUGAAGGUGUUGGGAGGUGAAGUAGAUGCUCUUUUAGAAGAAUAUGCACAAGAAAAAGUACUUGCAAGAUUAAUUGGAGAACCUGAUCCUGUCAUUUCAGUCAUACCAAAUAAUUCUAACCAAAACAUCCCCAAAGUUACAGAUGUUCUAGAUACUGCAUUAGGACCUUCUGAUGAAGAACUCUUGGCAAGUCUUGAUGAAAAUGAUGAGCUUACAGCAAAUAUUGAAACCUCCUUGGAAAGAAGAUAUUUCAACACAGGUAGUUCCUCAGAUACUAUUUCCAUAAGACAGUCAAUUUUUGAACCAGGAUUUGUUAGUUCUCCAAGACCAAAGGAAAAACCACCCAACCAAUCUAUGCAUUUCACUGAUGGGGAAUUAGAUGACUUUUCAUUGGAAGAGGCCUUGCUUUUAGAAGAAACUGUCCAGCAAGAGCAGAUGGAAACUAAAGAAUUGCAGCCAUUGACUUUGAACAAAGUCACAGAUAAAAGUAUAGAGAGUGUUAGCAAGCCUAAUACUGUGAAUAAUUUUUCUUCGACUUGCAAAACUGGAAACAAUUGGAAUGAAAAAAAUGUAUCUGAACAAAUGACUAAUGAAGAUAAGUCUUUUGAUCAUCUAUCUGCUAUAGACCAAAACAAUAGUGUUUUUUUAAUUCAUUGUAAUGUACCCCUAACCCAUGAUUUUACAAAUAAAGAUAAGAACUCAGAGCCAGAUAACCAAAUAAAACAAACCAUCAGCAAUUCAGAUGGACAUUCUUUAAAAAAUAAAGUAUUAAAUAGAGAGCUUGUCAACUAUAUACCAAAAAGGAAUUCACACGUUUCUAAUGAAAAUGAGCACCAUUUACAGACUUGUUCUUUAAGAUCAUCAGAGAAUAACACUGAUCUUUCUAUUGCCAUGGAUUUGCAUUCUCCACCCUUUAUCUAUUUGUCUGUUCUGAUGGCCAGCAAACUAAAGGAAGUUACAACAGUGAAAGUCAAAGCAUUUAUUGUAACUUUAACUGGAAAUCUCUCAAGUUCUGGUGGCAAUUGGAAUAUAAGUGCAAAGAUUUCUGAUGGUACUGCAUAUCUAGAUGUAGAGUUUGUAGAUGAAAUACUUACUAGUCUGAUAGGGUUCUCAGUACCAGAAAUGAAACAACUAAAAAAGGAGCCUCUUCAAUAUCAAAAGUUCUUGAAAGGUUUGCAGAAAUGUCAGAGAGAUCUAAUAGAUUUGUGCUGCCUAAUGACUAUUUCAUUUAAUCCUUCCUUGUCUAAAGCAAUUGUACUGGCAUUACAAGAUGUUAAUAUGAAACACCUUGAGAAUCUAAAGAAGAGGUUGAAUAAAUAAUUUACCAAAACAGUAUUAGAAAACAAUUCAAAACAACAAGUAAUGCUUAGAAUUUACUUUGUUCACAAUUUUAUUUUGGAAACUUU
Messenger RNA from Lemur catta (Ring-tailed lemur), 2446 nucleotides. It is a transcript of the gene RMI1, whose product is annotated as RecQ mediated genome instability 1. Lineage: Eukaryota; Metazoa; Chordata; Mammalia; Primates; Lemuridae. Gene Ontology annotation, cellular component: nuclear body; RecQ family helicase-topoisomerase III complex. Gene Ontology annotation, biological process: double-strand break repair via homologous recombination; resolution of meiotic recombination intermediates. The coding region runs from base 483 to 2360 and encodes 625 amino acids. The record is from RefSeq and is a predicted model, not a curated record. Gene Ontology annotation, molecular function: nucleotide binding. The transcript is spliced from 3 exons.